UACACUCACAAGAACAAUGGGAGAAGGCGAAGACAACGCAGAAGAACCACAGAUAAUCUCGAUCACCAUGCCACCACCAUUUCAUCACCACGACAAGAAGCAGGCCGCAUUGCAUGUUUUACGGCGAGGCCGGAGGCGGCGGAGGGAAGAAGAAAAAGAAGAAGAAGAAGACGACCAUGACGAUGUGAAGAAAGAGGAAGAAGAAGAAGAGGAGAGAGAAGAGGUAGAGAAAAAGAUUGAAGCAUUGAAGAAGAUAGUGCCAGGUGGCGAGUCAGUAGAAGGAGUUGAGAAGCUCUUCGAUGAAACCGCCGGUUACAUACUCUCUCUUCGCUGCCAACUCAACACUCUUAGGGCUCUUGCUGCUUUCUUUCACAAUCUCCACCAAAACACCAAUUAACCUUAACUUCGAGGUUAAUUAAUUCUCCUUAAUCAUCAUCAAUCAACGGCUCAUUAGUUAGAUUCUUAAUUUUGUUUUUUUUUUUGUUUCUGUACUUUGGUUGGGAUCAAGGAAAAUAUUUCCCUUCUUCUUAAUUAGAUUUAUUUAUUUAACUUUGUACCUGUUUUUUUGGGGGCGGUAGUUAUUAUGUUAUUUA
Messenger RNA from Arachis duranensis, 593 nucleotides. RefSeq names its product transcription factor PAR1. The coding region runs from base 17 to 397 and encodes 126 amino acids. The transcript has a single exon. The record is from RefSeq and is a predicted model, not a curated record. NCBI's taxonomy places the organism in Eukaryota, Viridiplantae, Streptophyta, Magnoliopsida, Fabales, Fabaceae. Gene Ontology annotation, biological process: regulation of DNA-templated transcription.